This is a messenger RNA of Penaeus monodon (black tiger shrimp), 1498 nucleotides long. Its product is annotated as protein Aster-A-like. The record is from RefSeq and is a predicted model, not a curated record. Gene Ontology annotation, molecular function: sterol transfer activity; sterol binding. Gene Ontology annotation, biological process: intracellular sterol transport. Lineage: Eukaryota; Metazoa; Arthropoda; Malacostraca; Decapoda; Penaeidae. Gene Ontology annotation, cellular component: endoplasmic reticulum membrane; endoplasmic reticulum-plasma membrane contact site; plasma membrane.
AAUGGCGUCCCGGGCAGCGACGGCGACGAGCGAGCGGCCUCUUUCAUCCCCGCAGGCGACGUCGGGGGCGCCAGGAGGGUCUCGGAGCUGCCGCCGACGGCCAUGUUCCCCCUCAGCGUGUCCAGGACGCGGCUCGACAAGGAUGAUUCCACGGAGAGCGACGAGAUGGCGGGGGAACCGUCGCUGGCGUGUCCCUUGGAGCCGCAGCAUCAGGGGAAAGUGUUACUGAGCGCAGAGGUGUCGCUGCCAGUCGACACGGUCUUCGCCCUCCUCUUUCGCCAGGACCAGCUCAUGACAGACGUUUACGCGGCCAGGAAAACUACAGACGUAACGAAUAGCCCGUGGCAGGACCAGGAGGGGGAGCCGAGCACCCGCACCGUCACUUACAACAUGGCCCUUUCCCUCUCGACUAUCGGAGCAAAAGCAUCUUUCGUCACGGAAACGCAGACUCUGCAGGCAAGUCAGCCAGGACAAGUGUUCGUGGUUGAGACCGACUCCGUGAACUCAGGCAUCCCUUACGCCGACGCCUUCUCCGUCUUCAACCACUACUGCCUCACCAGGAAGUCUGACGACAGAACGCACAUUCGCGUCUGGUCGUCUAUCAAGUACAAAAAACAAUUAUGGGGACUCGUGAGAGGAAUGCUGGAGAAAAACGUGUACGCUGGCGUCGAGGCGCUCCUGGCCGAGAUAGCGUCGCAGCUCUCGGCGGAGGCAAACAAAUCGGUCCAGCAGACAACAGUGCGACGUCGGCGCCGCGGAACGAGCGGCACGGGACGCCCGAGAACAGAAGCUCGACCACAGCCCAAACCUACUUCAGAAACCCCUCGCGAGAAGAGCCACUGGCUAAUGAUAACAAUUCUGGUGGCCAUGAUUCUCCUGGCUUUGGGCAACAUGUUCCUCUUCGUGAAGCUGUGGCGUCUCGAACAACAAUCAUCCGACCACAAAACCCCUCUCCUGGACACCCCCGCCGUCAGGUACCUCGGAAUGACGGGGUCGUGGGAGGUCGUGGCGAGAAUCCUGCAGCGCCAGGAGCUCCUGCACGAGAGUCAGGUGGAGCAGUGGAAAGCCACAGUCAGCGAAGCCAACCAAAAACUCUUACAGAUCUACGAUUCCCUGGAGCAGAUGCUGACGAGUGUCCCCGAGCACGUGGAGACGCUAAAGCUGGCCCUCAUGCACAACACUGCGCAGGCCACGACGGAGGCAGAAGGAGAGGCGCAAGAGAUAGCGCCGCCUGCUUCUGCCGAAGAGGGAGGAGACCAAGACCCUUUUGCUGACCCUCAAGAGCCUAUCAAGAAUCAGUGAAUCUUACGAGGCGGAGCUCUGGAAGAAUAUUUUAAUACAGUGCUUGCUGCGCUUUGUCCAGUGAGGUAUAAUUUACCAGAAAAGUGAUGCAGGAAAAAAUGUAUCCAUUGAAUUUCAAAUGCAAAUCAGUUCACAUAUGAAGAGUAUGGUUGCACUUUUGUGUGAUAUCAGUGCAGUCAUAUUUUUCGCACACAUG